AUGGGAUCAAAAAGACUUCAUGUUCGAUUCAUAUCGAAAUCUCGUCUGCCCAAUUCACUUUUUAAACCGAGGGAUCUUGAUCCUAUAACAAUAUCAUGUCUUUAUAAGCUAUACCCACUACUCCUAUUAUUUGACCAAUUACUUGACAAACUCAUGUGGCAUGUGGAUGAUAUACCGCUACAAAUACUAUACAUUAUAAUGACAUGCUAUUUGGUAGCUAUGAUAUUACCAAAGGAUUCAUCUCUCCUCUUUAAAGCUUUUGAUAUUUGGUUAGGAUACAUGUGCUUUUUGUUAUUAAGCGCGAGCUUCAUUUAUUAUAACAGUACUUUGUUAAGAGAGUUGGACAAGAAUGAAGCUCCGACUUUAGAUGAAGUAACACACACUUUGGAAUCUGUAUUGGAUAAAGUAAACAUAAUGCAAGAAGAAGUGCUUGGUUCAAAGAAAUCACGGAAAUUCGAUAAAUUUAAUAUGAAGACUUUCAAACUAGUAAUACUAUUAACUUUAGUACACGUUCCUCUAACAAUAUUAUUAGGAACUAGAUCUUAUGUUACCUUUUGCAUUCUCUUCAUGUCUGUUUACCAUUCCGUCUAUUAUCAAAGCACAAUGAAAUUAUUCUGGAGAAAUCUUUGGUUACGGCGUUUAUAUUAUUUCAUUUGGGAUAAUGAGGCAACUUCUAACUCCCCAACUUUGGGAAAAUCACAAAACUAUAAGCUAAUCAGUGAGAGUCAAAUGAUCCCAUUUCCAAAAUCUUUGCAGGGCCUUAGGGGCCAAGAGCUACAAGUUCAGUUGCAAAUGCUCAUUGUACAAGACCCAACCACUAUAGACCCUGAAUCGGAUUACAUUCAUGUCAAGAUUGUGGAGUAUAAUAUCGAUGAAAAUGAGCGGAAGUGGAAGCAAGAGGGCUGGACCCCAAAACUUCUACCAUACGAACGCUCGCACUUUUGUAACUCGUUUACACUAAUGGAGACAAACUCGCCAUGGAAGUUUCAAGAAGAAUUAACAAACGGAUGGAUUUGGGUUGACGCAAAUUGGCUUCCUGAAAAUUGGAUAUAUUGUGAUGCACAAUGGAAUUCUCUAGGUGCAAAUGAUUCUAUUGCAUGUUUCACCAGAAAAAGAACUUGGAAGCGAAGGGCAUUUAAAAUAUUACAAUAA
Messenger RNA from Kluyveromyces marxianus DMKU3-1042, 1152 nucleotides. RefSeq names its product Pex32p (gene PEX32). Gene Ontology annotation, cellular component: peroxisomal membrane. The record is from RefSeq and is a predicted model, not a curated record. The transcript has a single exon. The coding region runs from base 1 to 1152 and encodes 383 amino acids. Lineage: Eukaryota; Fungi; Ascomycota; Saccharomycetes; Saccharomycetales; Saccharomycetaceae. Gene Ontology annotation, biological process: peroxisome organization.